AUGGCUAUUGUCGAGGUCGAAGAGAUCGAUCCUCCCAGUCGAACCGGAUCCGGAGAUAAGGCUGACCCCUCUGCCCGAGUUGAGUUGAGUGACGAGGCUUCAAUAUGUAGCGAUACCGACUCCUGGAAUGAGCCAGCCUUUUGCUACGACGAGAUGGAAUGGAAGCACGAAGAGGAAGCCUCCAGCUACGGCGCUGAUAUCUGUGACGAAGCCGAGACCAUCGUAUCCACAGGCGACGAAACGGACUUCAAGGACCGCGUUGCAACGGAUAUCAUAGCAAAAGCUGUGUACGAGGAGAGUGAUAGCGAUACGGUGAAUCGCAGACUCGAUCUAGAUCGCGCAGACGAUCUACCACAACGUUUAGGAGCCACAGCUUUAAGACUGGCUUUUGAGACCACAUACGACUAA
Messenger RNA from Alternaria arbusti, 408 nucleotides. RefSeq lists its product as uncharacterized. Bases 1 to 408 code for a protein of 135 amino acids. Lineage: Eukaryota; Fungi; Ascomycota; Dothideomycetes; Pleosporales; Pleosporaceae. The transcript is spliced from 3 exons. The record is from RefSeq and is a predicted model, not a curated record.